This is a messenger RNA of Trifolium pratense (red clover), 757 nucleotides long. RefSeq lists its product as uncharacterized. The transcript has a single exon. Bases 84 to 593 code for a protein of 169 amino acids. The record is from RefSeq and is a predicted model, not a curated record. Lineage: Eukaryota; Viridiplantae; Streptophyta; Magnoliopsida; Fabales; Fabaceae.
UUCAAUUAGAAAAGAGAAUCAAUCUAUCUAUAUAUCAUCAAAGUAGAAGAGUGCGUGUGUGUGAGUGAGUUGCAGAACAUAACAUGAAGGUUGAAGAAACAACAAAGUUCAGUAGAAAAUGGAACAUAACAAUCGAUUACAACAUCAUGAAUCCACUGUCUCAAGCUGAAACACUCUUCGCUAAUUUCUCCAACAACAACUGCAAACUACGUCGUCUUCCUCACGUGUUCAGCAAGAUCCUUCAAAUUCCGUUACGUUCCGAUGCUGACGUGUCAGUUGAAGAAUCAGUUAACUGUUUCCGAUUCAUGGCGGAAACUGACUCGUCACUCGGUCACGUGGAGACUCACACGCUUCAUAUCCAUCCAGGUGUCACUAAGAUUGUUGUAAGGGCAAGUCAGUCACUUCACUUUUGUUUGGAUGAUCUUAAUCCUGAUAUCUGGAGGUUCCGUUUGCCGGAAUCUGUUGUUCCGGAGCUUGCCACCGCCGUGUUCGUCGACGGCGUGCUUGUAGUGACGGUGCCUAAGGCUGAUUAUGAUGAGAACAUUGCUGAAGCUAUUGGUGGUGGUGGUAACACACUCGUGCUUGUUCAGUGAAUUUUGUUAAAAAAUUAUAAUUAUUAUUAAUUAUAAUAAUUGAACUUUGUUUUGUUGUUUUUUUAAUUUCAUUUGCGACAUAAUUUGUUGUUGGAUUAGAAUUUGGAAUUCUUAAUCACAGACCAGACAGGUGCUGUUUUAUUUUUAAUAAUUUAUUUUUCACA